Dendrobium catenatum is the source of this 1336-nucleotide messenger RNA. Its product is annotated as auxin-responsive protein IAA21-like. The record is from RefSeq and is a predicted model, not a curated record. Gene Ontology annotation, biological process: regulation of DNA-templated transcription. Lineage: Eukaryota; Viridiplantae; Streptophyta; Magnoliopsida; Asparagales; Orchidaceae. The transcript has 5 exons. Gene Ontology annotation, cellular component: nucleus. Gene Ontology annotation, molecular function: protein binding. Bases 210 to 1085 code for a protein of 291 amino acids.
GAGAAAGUAGGAGCUUUUGUGAGAUUACCGCGCAGGGAAAAAAGAAAAACUGCAUUAGAGCGAAGGAAGAGAGUAUCUCCGGCCUCGUAACCCAACCGCAAAGGCGUCUCCUUUCUUUGAUUACGCUCGUUCUGCUCUAACAUUUCUGUUCUUCCUGCUUGAUCUGAGAGAGCACGCUUCAUGUUCACUGAAAUUACUGAAAGAGAUUGAUGGCGCCGCCUCUGGAGCACGACUACAUAGGCCUGUCGGAGGUCUCUGAUAAGCUUGCAAGUGGUGAAGUGGAGAAUCUCCGUGAGACGGAGCUCCGGCUAGGUCUUCCGGGCUCCUUGUCGCCGGAGAGGAAGGAGAAGGUGGGGCUUACUCUUGGGUUACAGUUACAGAAGGGCUUUGCGGCUGGAGCAAAGAGGGGUUUUUCUGAUGCUAUUGAUGGGAACGGGAAGUGGGUUUUCUCUGGGAUUGGUGGAUCUGAGGGGGAAAUGGAGAAAGGUGGUGUUUUGUUCUCGCCGAGGGGUGGUGGCGGAGUUGGGGGGCAGACAGCCGGCGCCGGGAAGGAGGUGGCUGGGAAAGCUGUGGGUGGACAGGAUAAGAAGGCGCAGGGAAUGCCUGCUGCAAAGGCACAGGUUGUAGGUUGGCCACCAAUCAGAAGCUACCGCAAGAAUACUAUGUCUACAAAUCCGUCGAAGAACAAAGAAGACGGCGAUGGGAAGAUUGGACUUGGUUGCCUCUAUGUCAAGGUUAGCAUGGAUGGAGCCCCUUACCUGAGGAAGGUUGACCUGAGGACUUAUGGAAGCUACAAGGAGCUCUCAUCAGCUCUGGAGAAAAUGUUCAGUGGAUUUACCAUUGGUCAGUGUGGAGCUCAUGGAACUCCUAGUAGAGAUGGACUAACUGAAAGUUGUUUGAUGGAUCUUCUUAAUGGUUCUGAGUAUGUGCUGACCUAUGAAGACAAGGAUGGAGAUUGGAUGCUUGUUGGUGAUGUUCCAUGGAAGAUGUUCAUUGAUUCCUGCAAAAGGCUUCGGAUUAUGAAGGGCUCAGACGCAAUUGGGCUUGCUCCAAAGGCAAUGGAGAAGAACAAAAAUCGGAACUAGCUUCGCUCCGGCCGAGCUCAAAUGACUGCGAGGGAUUCAAUGAAAACCGAAAAAUCUAGCUUAAGUUGGGAAUUGUCUGAUAACUACAUGUUAUGGUUUGCUGUUUUACAUAGACUGCUUGAACUUCCAGUUACUUUUCUGAGUCAUUCUAGUGUCAUAAAGAUUAAAGUCAGAAUUAUGUCUUCAACGUCUUUGUAUGUCUGCAACUUCUAUUACCAUUUGUGUAAAUGCAGUUGGUUUGCAACUCUGCU